UUUAGUCAAACGCACCGAAGACAAAACGUCGCGUUAUUAUUAUUAUUACUAACAUUAUUAUUGUUUUCAUAAAUUUUAAGUACUUUUAUACAGAGAUCAACCGAUCAAUUGUUAAGCCAUUAUAAUUGUUGAGUGCUCAUCAUGGAAGGUUUUGAAUAUGUGGUCAAUCCGCCUGUGGUGCCCAAGGUGGCCUUUGGCACGACCAUGGAUCGCGAGGUGAUGCCUGUCAGUGGACCCUUCCUGAACAGCUUCAUGAGAUCCAAUCUGCCGGAGGGGCGCGAACAGCCCAGUCCACUUGAUUACGACUGUUCCAAGCCGAUUGGCUUUAAGUAUCCCUCCAAUGCUGGCUUCUCUGCUCUGGCCAACAAGACGCCCCGUCUGCCCAUCGAACCGGAGAAGAUUGUUCCACCCAUGGGCGCCUAUGAGGCAACACCUUGGAUACUGCGCGCUGGCUACACCUUUGACAAGUAUGUGGUGCCGGAGCCCAAAUGGGUAACUCCCGGUGCCUCCACCUACUCGACCCACAACAAAUAUCCAUAUUGGAAAAUGGAAACCGCCUUUGGCACCCGUCGCAUUAUCUGGCCCGCGGUGGCCGUCUUCUGCGGCCCCACCAAUGUGGCCCAGUGCCUGGUCUGUCGUGAGCGUCCCAAAGGCGAUUAUUUCCAUUGCUUUGCCACCGACAAGGAUAUGUGCCGCAAGUGCAUGCGCGAGGAGAUGUCCGCCAUCAAGCACUGCAGCGUGAGUGUCGUGGAGCGCUAUCGCAAGCGCCAGUAUAUAAAACAGUUUGUACCAGCCCGCUAUUGUCGUUUCUUUCACAAUCACAAUGGGACCACAGCCGCCACCGAGUCCACCUCACGCAGGGAACUGCGUGCCAAGAUCCGUGUCGAGAAUUAUUUGUAUCGUUUUGCUAGCAAAGAGGAAUGAGGCGCUACCAAUUUCAGAAUGUUUCUCCCGUUUCUAUGGGAAAUAUUUUGCAGACAAAGAGUAGCAAACACUAAACCAAAAAUAUGUUUCAAAAUUUUUAUUAAUUAUAUAGUAUAUUGAUAUUACAGCUAUGGGACAUUUGCCGUUAUGCGUAUCCCAGAUAAAUUGUAAAUGAUUUACAAAAAAUGCAUACAAAUUAUUAUGUAAAGUUAUGUAAAAAUGCAAGUGUUAACGAAUUGUUCAAAAUAAAGAAAUAAAAUAAUGUAAAA
Messenger RNA from Drosophila virilis, 1193 nucleotides. RefSeq lists its product as uncharacterized. The record is from RefSeq and is a predicted model, not a curated record. Lineage: Eukaryota; Metazoa; Arthropoda; Insecta; Diptera; Drosophilidae.